AUGGCUUCAGUCGCAGAAGUCCAGCCUGGCCUAUACAAUGCGACUGAUGAGAAAGGCGACAUUGAACGUAGAGGCAGCGUGGCAAGAACAGAGAAAGGAAGAUGGGAAAGGUUAUGGCCUGUGAUCGCAUGCGGCGCUGGACUUUUCAGCGAUGGCUAUCUCAACAAUGUACGCAGAAACCGACCCAAAAAGCGACAAGAUACCCUCCAACGCGACAACAUCGAUCCCCAUCCCAAAGCAACACCGCUAUAUAUGAGUAAAGACUGGAACUGUAUCGGUGGAGAGUACCCAGCGGGCAGUGUCGGUUGUGCAGAAUCUACUGGCGAGCUCAAGCAAGGCACACGGAACAAAUGGUUCAUUCUCUUCACCAAUGUGCAGAUUGACCUGGCCUUUUUCAUCAGCGCCAUCGUCGCUACUGUCGUCGUCCUUGCUACAGGGGAGAAUCAUCUACGCGCCGCCUGGCGUAUCUGUCUUGGUAUCGGUGUCAUCCCGCCUCUCUCGCUACUCUACCUCCGGUUGAAGCUACAAGAGCCAGAGGCAUUCAAGCGGGAGUCUUUGGCCAAAGCAAAGACACCAUGGUUGCUUAUCAUCAAGUACUACUGGUUCCGGCUCAGCAUUGUCAGUAUCAUCUGGUUCAUCUAUGACUUCAGCGCCUACUCGUUCGGUAUCUACGCAACGUCUAUCUUGGCCAAUCUAUUGGGCGAAUCGGCGCCGUUGUGGAAGAGUCUGGCGUGGAACAUUCUGAUCAAUUUCUUUUACAUGCCCGGCUGCCUUGCCGGUGCUUUCGUUGCAGAUUUACCGUCCAUGGGCCCUAAGAAGACGCUAUUUAUCGGCGUAACGCUGCAGGGUAUCAUCGGAUUCAUCAUGGCUGGAUGCUAUCCUUGGCUGAACAAACCCGAGAACGUUGCCGGAUUCGUCGUGGUAUAUGGGAUUUUCCUUGCGCUAGGCGAAUUUGGCCCUGGCGAUAACAUUGGUUUGGUUGCGUCGAAGACCUGUGCAACUGGAAUUCGUGGUCAAUACUACGGUAUCGCAGCAGCUGUAGGCAAGAUCGGUGCGUUCGCUGGUUCCUAUGCUCUCGAUGCGUUACAGAAGGCUGCGGGCGAUGAUGAAAUAGCUGCAGGCCGCAAUCCUUUCUUCGUCGCAUCUACUCUAGCCUUCGUAGCGGCUGGUCUGGUGUUGCUGCUUCCGCAUAUCGGCCAGGAUACAAUCGACCAGGAGGAUGUAAAGUUCAGAGAGUAUCUCAACGCAAACGGAUAUGAUACAAGCAAGAUGGGCCUUCAGAGCGGAGAUAAGACGGGUGUCGAGGGUGACGAGAAUGGCGUUGUGCCCGUUGAGCAGGCAUACGUGAAAUAG
Alternaria burnsii is the source of this 1353-nucleotide messenger RNA. RefSeq names its product glycerophosphodiester transporter. Bases 1 to 1353 code for a protein of 450 amino acids. Lineage: Eukaryota; Fungi; Ascomycota; Dothideomycetes; Pleosporales; Pleosporaceae. The transcript is spliced from 3 exons. Gene Ontology annotation, biological process: transmembrane transport; carboxylic acid transport. The record is from RefSeq and is a predicted model, not a curated record. Gene Ontology annotation, molecular function: carboxylic acid transmembrane transporter activity. Gene Ontology annotation, cellular component: plasma membrane.